AUGGCUGGUUUGGAUUUAGGCUCAGCUCCUCGCUACGUUCACCAGCUUCACAGGCAAGACUUACACCUCCAACAACAACAACAAACCGACUCUGAAGACGAUGCAGUAGUCAACAGGUCAACCGGCCAGUUCUCCGCGGAAGAUCAUCACCAGGGCCUUGACCUCGGGGGCAUCAACGCCGGGUCAGGAGACAUCGUAGCCCGGCGGCCCCGAGGUCGUCCUCCUGGAUCCAAAAACAAGCCCAAGCCCCCAGUCAUCAUCACAAGAGAAAGCGCCAACACUCUCCGAGCACAUAUUCUCGAGGUAGGCAACGGCUGCGAUGUAUUCGAUUGCGUCGCCACGUACGCGCGGCGCCGGCAGCGUGGGAUCUGUAUUUUGAGCGGCAGCGGCACUGUCACCAAUGUGAGCCUGCGGCAGCCGGCCGCAGCAGGCUCCGUAGUAACCCUUCAUGGAAGGUUCGAGAUUUUGUCACUUUCAGGCUCAUUUUUGCCCCCGCCGGCGCCGCCCGGGGCCACGAGCUUGACCAUAUUCUUGGCCGGCGUGCAGGGGCAGGUGGUCGGGGGCAGCGUGGUCGGUGAGUUGACCGCCGCAGGCCCCGUUAUCGUGAUCGCCUCCUCGUUUACUAAUGUUGCUUAUGAGAGGCUGCCUUUGGAUGAAGAGGAGCAGUUGCAGGUGCAGGUCCCCCAGGGUUCCGGAGGUAGCGGUGGAGGCGGCGGCGGUGUCGGCAACAACCCUUUCCCCGACCCGUCUUCGGGGCUUCCUUUCUUUAAUCUUCCAUUGAAUAUGCAGAAUGUUCAGCUGCCGAUUGAUGGGUGGGCUGGAAAUAACUCAGGAGGUCGUCCACCAUUUUGA
This is a messenger RNA of Prunus armeniaca (apricot), 852 nucleotides long. The record is from the annotation of a GenBank genome assembly. Lineage: Eukaryota; Viridiplantae; Streptophyta; Magnoliopsida; Rosales; Rosaceae.